AUGGUCUCUCAUCAUUUCACCACCCUCCCCAUUCCUCCUCUUGAAAACCUCAGCACGGAAUACGUGCUCCAAGAAAUCAUCGACCACAUUGGAAGACUCGCCGAUGAUUUCCCCCAUGUUAAACUUGAUUUACUACGCAAACAACUCUGGGAUAUUAGAAAUAGAAAUGUGGAACCGAAAAAACACUUGAGAGGUUUAUUGAGAGUGUUGGAGCAUACGCAUACGUUUAUGAAUGCGUUUGAGGAAUUGGAACCGGGAUUGCAGGGACAGAUUAAAAUGUUUAUGGAUGAUGACGGGGAUGUUAGGGAGAAGGAGAUUUUGGACACGGGAAGACAGGGGGUAGGUGGGAAGGGAGAUUUUCAUAUCCCGCCUAGUCCGGCGGUGAAACAUCAUUUUAGGGAGAUGGUGAAGGAGACGGUGAGGGAGAAGGCGCAUGGGGAGAAAUUGAAGCAGGUGAAGAAUAAGGUGAUGAAAAAGAUUCAGGAAGCGAAGGAGGAGUUAGAGCGAGAGUUUGUGGAGGAGGUGGGGGGGCAUAUUGAGAUGGUUCAGUUGGUUGAGGAACACGUGGGGGAGUUUUGGGGGAGGCAUGGGAAGUUUGGACAUUUGAGGGGGUUUCUGGGGGGUGCGUCUUGGGACUCUCAUUUGGAUUAUUCUUCUGUUUGGGGAACAGUAUCUCCGAGGAUAUGGGAAGAUGUGAAAGGAAUGAGGAUCAUGGAAGUCCAUAAAAACGCUCCUUUUCAUAAUUGGGGUAAUAGCGUCUCCAAUACUCCUCUCUAUACUUUCGUCCCGACCACAGUCCUCGGUCUCUCAAAUUUGGUCAAGUGGGCUAAAGUGGAAGGAUACAGAGUUCGAUGCAGCGGAUACAGACAUUCGUGGAGUAAUACUUUUUCGCAGGAUAAACAGGUAUUGGUUAGUAUGUUGAAUUUGGAGAGUGUGGAGAGGAUUCCGGAUGUUAUGAGUAUUGCGGAGGAGAAGGGGGAUGUUGAUACCAAUGGGGAUGGGAUGGUGGACGUGAAUGAGUUGAAGACGAUUGAGUUGGAUCCGAAGAUUGAGGGGUUGAGUUUGACGGGCGAUGAGGAGGGGAAUAUGCUUUGUAGAGUUGGGGCGGCGGUCACGAAUGAACAGUUUAGGAGGUGGUCGGUGGGUCUUGGGAAGUGGGCGUUGCCCGUGGAUGUCAUUCUUGUUGAAGUCACAGCAGGCGGCGUCAACGGCCCCAUCUGUCACGGCGCAGGCCGUCGCCAUAGAACCGUAUCCGACUAUGUCCGCGCCAUAGAAUAUAUUGACGCCAACGGCAUGCACCGCAGCAUCACCAACCCCGCCCAUCUCCUCGCCGCAGCCGGAUGUUUCGGACUCCUAGGCAUCCCAUCCCCCCCCCUCUCCCCAUCAGAUAUCCCCAUCGCGCUGCGCAAAACUUGGACCCCAGCCCAAUAUGACGCGGCGCUGAAAGAGUUUGAAGAUAAAGCUAAUAAUGAUUAUUAUAGCGAAUGGUUUUGGUUUACUCGUAGUCAGCAGGCGUGGGUUAAUACGUGGAAUGUGACGGGGGAUGCGGAGGGUGCGGUGGAGUAUCCGAGUCCAUUUGAGACGUUUGUUCAGUGGGUGCAGGGGUGGGUUGGGGGGGUGUUGACGGGGAGUGAACUUUUUGGGAUGUUGCCGGGGAGGUGGCAGGCUUGUAUCUUGAGUACUUUUGGGAGUAAGUUUUCUGAUUUCUUUUUGUUUUGUGUUUGCAAUGGAAGUGAGGUUGGGGGUGAGGUGGUCGCACUACCCCCUUUUGAGUUCAACGAUUUCGAGCAAAAGAAAACUGUAGAAUACAAAACUGCCCUUCCGAAUGGACUUCAUUUCCGACGAGGUAUUCAAAACAUGCGCGUCCGAGACCUAGAAUUCCAAAUCCCCAUCCCAUGUCUCCCCAACGGCACCCCAGACUACACGCCAGUCCGCCGCGCCUGGUGGGACAUUAUCAAUCUCUGCUACCGCGACUCGGAAACCCCCAUGCGUCUCACGCUCGAAUUACGCAUCAUGGGCGAUUCUAAUUUGAUUAUGGCGCCGCAGCGGGGAAAUCGAUGGGGCACGGCUAGUAUUGAGAUUUUGAGCACGCAGGAUGCGGUUCGGGAUGAGGUGUGGAGACCGUUUUGUCAGGAGGUGGUGGAUUUGUGGGGGGGAUUGAGGGGGGUUAUGGGGGUGCGAGGGGGUGGGGAUGGGGGAGGGGAAGAGGAGGAGGGGAUGGGGAUGGGGGAGGGGGAGGAGAGGAAAGAGGAGGAAUUGAAUAUUAGGCCGCAUUGGGCGAAGGAGUGGGAAGGGGUGAGGAUUAGAGGGAAAGAGGCAAAGGUUUAUUUGAAAGAGGUGGCGUAUAAGGGGGAACUUGAAAAGUUUAGGCGGGUGCUGGGUGAGAUUGGGAGUGAGCAGGGGUGGGGUUUGGGGGAUCUGAAGGGGAGGUUUAGUAAUGAGUUGUGGGAUUAUUUGGUUUUUGAGGGGGUGGGGGAGGAGGAGGAGGAGGAGGAGGAGGAGGUGGGGGAAAGUGUGACUUUGAUCACUGCGGCGAAUGUGGUAAAUGGGGUGCAUGGAGAUGGUAUCAAUGGUGUCAAUGGCGUUAACGGAGUCAAGAAAGAGGAGAAUAUACAUUAA
This is a messenger RNA of Sclerotinia borealis F-4128, 2619 nucleotides long. The record is from the annotation of a GenBank genome assembly. NCBI's taxonomy places the organism in Eukaryota, Fungi, Ascomycota, Leotiomycetes, Helotiales, Sclerotiniaceae.